AUGAUUCGAAACCAUCAUCAAUCCUUUCACUCACAAGUUUAUCAAUUGCUAUCCUGUUGCCAUUUAAUGUUUGGUCAUUUAUUGAUACUCUUUGUCUUGUCGAUAGUUUCUGCUAAAUCCAUUACACCAUUCCUUCUCUACGUGUCAAUGAUCAUCACAAGUGACAUUCUCAUUUCACAAUUAAUUCCUCUCCUUGACAAUUCAUCAUACCGAAAGAUUAUUCUAAUGACAUGUUUAAUUAUUUAUAAUAUUGGUGGAGUACUUUCUAAUUAUUAUUGUUAUUCGGAAAUGGUUCGAGUUGUUAAACAUGAUUUGGCAUAUUCAGAAUCUGCAAUUAAUGAUACUGAUUGGGAUGUUCACGAUUCUGUCAAGACUUUACGAUAUUAUUCAUUUGUUUGUUUGAUUGGUUUUAUUCAGGGAUUUGGAAAGGUUAUUAAUCAAACCAUUUUACAACAAGCAUAUGGAAAGAAAAUUAGUUUUAUUGAAAUGAUUGCUUUUUGGAUGAGUGGUUUGCUAGUUUUAAAUGUUAGCAAAUUUCAAUAUGUUUCAGAUUUUAUGGCAAUGUUUCAGUUGGGAGUUUUUUGGGUUGUUUUGGGAAUUAUUGAUUCAAUAGUUGGAGUUUUACUCAUUUGUAAAAUUGAAUUCAAUAAUGAAAGUGUGAAAACAUAUGAGCAAACUGAGGAGGAGGAUGAACCACUGAAUCUUGAGGAGGAAGACGAAGGAUUGGAAUUGACUGUAUUUUACAAACUCUUCAUGUUUGGAUCGAGUUCUAAAUAUCCAAGUUUUAUCUACUCAAUUUCUCACACUCUAAGUAAUUGGGCUAAUUUGUGUUUCAGUGCAAGAAUUCAUGAAAAUUCCAAUCUGAUACUGUAUUACUUACUAAUUAUGAAUUUUAAUCCAUUAUUAAUUGCAUUCUAUAUCAUUCUGAAAGGACUCUUCUUGAUGAAUAUUAAUAAGAGUGAUAAUAUGUGGUUUGUGAAAUUUAUUUCCUCUUCUAGAGUUGAAAUUAAGCCUACCAUUGGUUCAAUAUCUUUCCAUUUCAUCACUUUACUAAUUUAUCUUGCAAUUUUAUUCAUGAAUUCACUGCCUUUCAAUUAUAUAGGAUAUCAACAGGUAGUUAGGAGCGUGAGAGAUCAAUUUGUGUUCGGAAUUACAAUUUUCAUUCCAACAAUCCUAUCUCUAUUGGAAAGUAUUUUAAUUUCAGAUCCAAGCAAGCUAUCAAUAACCCAUGGAAUUUCAGUGGAGAACUAUUUUGAAAGUAAGGAAAUACCAAUCGCCACUACCAUUAACAAAUAUCUGGGAAUUGCAGUUCAAAUAUUAAUAAUUUCCAUAAUUUCUACAUAUUUCAAAAGAAGUGGACUUGUUGCCUUCAAGUUCUUUAGUGAUCUCUCGGUGGUGAUGCAAAUUUUGGGAACCUGUUGUCUUUUACUUAGCUUUUUGCUUUACAGAAAACCAAAGGUUAAAUCUGAUUAA
Naegleria gruberi is the source of this 1473-nucleotide messenger RNA. RefSeq lists its product as uncharacterized. NCBI's taxonomy places the organism in Eukaryota, Heterolobosea, Eutetramitea, Acrasida, Naegleriidae. Bases 1 to 1473 code for a protein of 490 amino acids. The transcript has a single exon. The record is from RefSeq and is a predicted model, not a curated record.